AUGCGCAGAGUGGUCGUGACCGGGUUGGGAGCGGUCACGCCCCUAGGAGUCGGAAUCCGUCGGACCUGGAAAAGGCUGCUCAAUGGCGACUGCGGCAUCGUGUCGACCAGACACCUCGGCCCCGAGUUCGUCGCUCUACCGAGCCAAGUUGCUGGUCUUGUUCCAGUUCCAGUUGGAGCCACGACUUCACAGAACGCUGCAGACGAAAAGGGCGUAUGGAGGGCGCAAGACCAUGUCUCGUCUACGGAGCUGAGACAAACCGCCCGAUUCGCACAAUACGGUCUCGCAGCAGCGGCCGAGGCGCUGGACGAUGCUGGAUUCGAUGAUGGCAAAGGACUAGAUCCGGAAAUGACUGGCGUCUGUCUAGGCUCGGGCAUCGGUAAUCUUGAAGAGCUCUAUACCACUUCAGUGGCAUAUCAUCAAGCCAAAAAUUACCACAAGAUCCAUCCGCUCUUCGUGCCGCGUCUCCUGAUCAACCUCGGAGCCGGACAUAUAUCCAUGAGAUACGGACUAAGGGGUCCCAACCAUGCCGUCACCACGGCCUGCACUACAGGCGCACAUUCAUUAGGCGACGCAUCGCGAUUCAUCCAGUCCGGCGAAGCGGACAUCAUGAUCGCAGGAGGUGCCGAGUCCUGUAUCCAUCCGCUGGCCAUAGGCGGGUUCGCCCGAUCUCGCAGCCUCGCCACCCAAUUCAACGACGAGCCACACUUGGCGUCGCGGCCAUUUGACCGGGACAGAGCCGGGUUCGUCAUCAGUGAAGGCGCAGCGUGCGUUGUAUUGGAGGAACUCGAGCACGCAAAAGAAAGAGGCGCCAGAAUUUACGCCGAGCUGUUGGGAUACGGCAAUUCAGCCGAUGCAUACCAUCUGACUGCGCCGCGAGAAGACGGCAGCGGAGCGUUUUUGGCUAUGAAGAAAGCCCUGAAGCUCGCCCAGAUCCCACCGUCGAGCGUCGACUAUAUCAACGCCCAUGCCACCUCCACCGCGCUGGGAGAUGCGGCCGAGAACCAGGCCAUCAAAGCCCUCAUGUUGGGGCCCCAUGGCAGGAAACAGACUUCGCAUGUCAACGUCAGCAGCACCAAAGGGGCGUUGGGUCAUCUGCUCGGGGCGGCGGGGGCCAUAGAGGCCAUUUUCAGUAUCUUGGCGAUACAUGAGAAUGUGCUGCCGCCGACCCUCAACCUCCGCUCCGUCACCGACGAGUUUGAUUGCAACUAUGUUGCAAACACGGCACAGCAGGCACAUGUGCAUGUCGCCAUCUCCAACAGCUUCGGUUUCGGAGGUACCAAUGCAAGUCUCUGCUUCAGGAAGUGCGAGUAG
Molecule: messenger RNA, 1314 nt
Organism: Capronia coronata CBS 617.96
Lineage: Eukaryota; Fungi; Ascomycota; Eurotiomycetes; Chaetothyriales; Herpotrichiellaceae
Product: 3-oxoacyl-[acyl-carrier-protein] synthase II
Exons: 8
Coding region: 1-1314 (437 amino acids)
Biological process (GO): fatty acid biosynthetic process
Molecular function (GO): 3-oxoacyl-[acyl-carrier-protein] synthase activity
Source: RefSeq, a predicted model, not a curated record